Molecule: messenger RNA, 269 nt
Organism: Callorhinchus milii (elephant shark)
Lineage: Eukaryota; Metazoa; Chordata; Chondrichthyes; Chimaeriformes; Callorhinchidae
Product: ovomucoid
Molecular function (GO): serine-type endopeptidase inhibitor activity; protein binding
Source: RefSeq, a predicted model, not a curated record
AGGAUAACUAGGAUGUGCGAAGCAUAAACACUCCCGUCUCCAAACUGUGGAAAUCACAUCCAAGACUGCACGAUGAGAGUAAUCGGAGUGUUUCUCACCGCUCUCCUAGCCUUUGCAUUUGCCGAUAUGGCCACUGCUUCCUUACCCCUACAGAAUCCUCACUGUGAGGAUUUCCCUCUGGCUCCUAUCUGCACUAAGGAGUACAUACCAGUGUGUGGCACGGAUGGGAACACCUAUUCCACCCGCUGUGUGCUGUGCAGUCUCAUCAA